This is a messenger RNA of Glarea lozoyensis ATCC 20868, 1125 nucleotides long. Its product is annotated as Clavaminate synthase-like protein. Lineage: Eukaryota; Fungi; Ascomycota; Leotiomycetes; Helotiales; Helotiaceae. Gene Ontology annotation, molecular function: dioxygenase activity. The coding region runs from base 1 to 1125 and encodes 374 amino acids. The transcript has 2 exons. The record is from RefSeq and is a predicted model, not a curated record.
AUGGCGGCGGUCAGUCAAUCAACCUCAGGUGGUCACAGCGUCUCCCCAUCCAUGAUGGCCGAGGCUAUUAAGGCUCAAGAAUACCUCCAACAACGGAUUAAAGCAAAGACGGCAACAAACUCAUUUCGCACAAUUCCAAUCAUCGAUUUGACACGAUCCUUUUCCGAUUCUCUCGAAGACCGUCAAUCUGUCGCAAACGAAAUCCACGAAGCCUGCACCAAAGUUGGGUUCUUCUACAUCACUAAUCAUGGCAUUAGCAAGGACGCCUGCGACGCAGCGCUGAAGCUGGCUUCGCGAUUCUUCCAUGAAUUACCUCAAGAAUCAAAAGAUGCGAUUCAUAUGAAGAAAUCCGAUCAAUUCCGUGGCUAUGAACCAGCAUCUUUUUCAUCUGUAGUUGGGGAUCCUACAGAGAAGGAAACGAAAGAAGCUUUCAAUUGGGGCUAUGAAGCGGGCUUGGAUCCGACGGGUGGUGAUGGAGCUUAUGUAGAGCUUGAUGGAAGUAGCAAGGGGAGUCCUAAUCAAUGGCCAUCAGAAGAUGAGAUUCCUGGGUUCUACAAAGGCAUUGCUGAAUACUACGGCGAGAUUCUACAACUAUGUCGCCACAUCUGCCGACUCUUCGCUCUAUCCCUGUCCCUCCCAGAAACCUACUUCGAACGACUCACCACCCACCCUGGCGGAAUAGCACGUCUUAUUCGUUAUCCACCAAGCACGAAUCCCAAACCGCUCUCAGAACUAAACACCGAAGAAGAAAUCGGGCUUGGAGCACACACCGAUUACGAAUGUUUCACACUCCUCCUGCAAGACUCGAAUCCAGGUCUCGAAGUUCUAUCCCCAGACGGACACUGGAUAAGUGCGCAACCAGUCGAGGGCGGUAUCGUGGUCAACGUAGCAGACUUCCUAAUGCGCUGGACGAAUGAGAAAUACAAGAGUACGGUGCAUCGAGUAGUUAAUCGAACGGAGAGGGAGAGAUACAGUAUCCCGUUGUUUUUCUCGAUUAAUUAUGAUGAGAAGGUUGAGACGUUGCCGUCUUGUGUGAGUGAGGAGAAUCCGUCGAAGUUUGAGCCGAUUGCGGCGGGGAGGUAUGUGCUUGAUAGGCUUGCUUUGACGGUGCCAGGGAAGUAUUAA